CUCUAACCAAUCAGAGUUGACAUGCGCAAUAACGAAUAAAAGUUUGUCAUAUGAUGAGUAUGAUCUCACGUUGAAUGAAGUAUACACAAUCAUACUGUGCUCAAUGAAAGAUAUUCCACUUUUUGAAGAUAGAAGUAGAUCGUAUAUUCUUUCGUACGUUUUGAUUUCGCGUGUAAGGGCGUGACUGUGUGUUGAUUGUUAUAUUUAUUACGUUUUGAAAGAUGGGUGAACCUUCAGGAUUAACAAAUAGUGAAGUGCGUGAACUUUGUAAAGAACCAGAUCCUGCAACAAAUGGUUAUAUUGUGGCGCAUACAAUGUAUCGUAUUAAAGAUCCAAGAAUCACGUUACCAUUUUAUACCGGAGUACUCGGUAUGCGUUUAUUACAGAAAAUUGACUUUCCCGAAAAGAAACUUUCUUGGUAUAUUUUGGGAUACGCAUAUCCUGAGGAUAUACCUACAGAUAGAAGAGAAAGUAUUGAAUGGGCACUUCGUAGAGCUAGUAUAGGACUUACUCAUACCUGGGGAACAGAAACUGAUCCUGAUACUAAGUUUCAUAAUGGAAAUACAAAUCCUCUAGGAUUUGGCCAUAUUGGAAUUGCAGUACCUGAUAUUGAAAAAGCAUGUGAAAGAUUUGAAAAAUUAAAUAUUACAUUUGUAAAAAAAUAUAGCAAUACUAGGACAAAAGGAUAUGGUAUGAUUAAAGAUCCAGAUGAUUACUGGAUUGAAGUUUUUAAUCCAAGGAGUAUUGCAAACAUAGUAUUAAAUCAGUAAUGUUUGUUAUAUUGAAUAAUUUUUUUGAAUACCCUCAAUUUUUAGAUUAGAUUUGAAACAGUAAAAAGCUGUACCUUGCCUUUGCACCAUUAUUUUAUAUUUUUAGCAAUUCUUUAUCACUUUUACAAUCAAUUACUGUUGGGUAUAUGUACAAACCAUAUGCAAUAAAGGUAUUAUAAUAAUAAUAAUAGAUGUAUAAAUUUUAAUAAACGAAACAAUCAGAUAAAAUAGCAUUGCCCACAG
Messenger RNA from Megachile rotundata (alfalfa leafcutting bee), 1013 nucleotides. Its product is annotated as lactoylglutathione lyase. Gene Ontology annotation, molecular function: metal ion binding; lactoylglutathione lyase activity. Lineage: Eukaryota; Metazoa; Arthropoda; Insecta; Hymenoptera; Megachilidae. The record is from RefSeq and is a predicted model, not a curated record.